CACCAUUUCUGAUUUAACCCUAAAGCGGCUUUGGAUCUUCAGAUCCAUCAAAUUCAUUUGAUUAAAGAGGUUAUGGAAACUAGACAGAAAUUCAGGUUGUGCCCAUCGUCCUUCGCCCACCACCACCACUGCCACCACCACCGUCACCCCCUUCCAUUUUUAACACCACCACCACCAGCACCAGCUGUCCGUCACCACCACCACCACCACCACUGCCACCACCACCAUUACUGCAACCACCACCAUCACUGCCACCGCCACAAUACUGGUCAACUCCCGACGUUUGUCCCUCCGAUGCAGAAUCGACAUCUACCGGCGACUGCUUACCCACUGCCGCUGCCGCUGCCGAACCCAUCAACCCUAGAAGGAGCCACCGUCUGGAGUGCAACUUUCCCCACUACUUCGACGGAGCCUGCGGUUGAUUUUAAAGCCCUAGACGAAGCAGCUGAGCAAGGAGAUGACUACGACGAUGACGACGAUCCGACUUUUGUGCUGACCGAUGAGUGGAAGGAGUUCUUCGCAGCAUCUGAAGCCAGAAGGCGACUAGAGAAGCAGCAACGACGCUCUAAGAACAAGGCUAAGCACUGACAGAAGUACUCAAGGACUCCGCAACAGUGAAGAAAUGCAACUCUCUAUCUAGUAUCUAUCUAAUGCUCCGUUGAAUAAGGCCUCUGGGCAUCUAGUUUUGUUACAGAAGUAGAAGAGAGGAAUCAUUCUGUG
Messenger RNA from Linum tenue, 720 nucleotides. NCBI's taxonomy places the organism in Eukaryota, Viridiplantae, Streptophyta, Magnoliopsida, Malpighiales, Linaceae. The record is from the annotation of a GenBank genome assembly.